CGUUAAAAUUAUACCUCUCGAAGUUUUAUUGUGGUCUCGUCUCAUUUCUUGUCCCAUUCCCCUGUCUCUUCACACCAAUGAAGACCAAAGUCUCGAGCAGACUAUCACUGACAUGGGUUUCGCUUCUCUGCAUCUCCUGCUUUUUUGUCGGAGCAAUGUUCACCUCCAGAUUUCGUGGGUCGGAUUCCGGUAGCCAGCUCAUUCUAAAGCACCGGCGAGAUCAGGAAGUUAGCGUGGCUACCGAGGAAUAUGCUCAUGAGAAAAAAAAAUCACAAGAAAAGGAUGUAAUUCAAGAGGUUCUAAAAACCCAUAAAGCAAUAGAGGACCACAGGUCAUUGGAUAAGUCAGUGUCUAUGAUUCAGAAGCAGCUAUCUGUUAGACACGACCAUCAACAUAUUGUGGGUGUCUCAACAACAAAUACUUCAACAAAAGGAAACCAAAUGAAGAAAUUUUUCAUGGUGAUUGGUAUCAACACUGCAUUUAGCAGUAGACAACGUCGUGAUUCUCUUAGAGAAACUUGGAUGCCUCAGGGAGAAAAGCUUGAGAAAUUGGAGAAAGAGAAGGGUAUUGUCGUCAAGUUCAUGAUCGGACACAGUGCGACACCACAUAGUAUAUUGGAUAAGGAAAUUGACUCAGAAGAUGCUCAAUACAAAGAUUUCUUUAGGCUGAAUCAUGUGGAAGGAUAUUACAAUCUGUCUGCGAAAACCAAAACCUUCUUUUCAAGUGCAGUUGCAACAUGGGAUGCUGAGUUUUACGUUAAGAUUGAUGAUGAUGUUCAUGUUAAUCUUGGUAUGCUUGCUUCCACAUUAGCUCUUCACCGUCACAAGCCGAGGGUCUACAUUGGAUGCAUGAAAUCAGGACAAGUUCUUACUAAGAAAACGGCCAAAUAUCGUGAGCCUGAGUUUUGGAAGUUUGGAGAGGAAGGGAACAACUAUUUUCGACAUGCUACAGGACAGAUCUAUGCCAUCUCAAAGGAUCUUGCGACAUACAUAUCCAACAACCAGCCAAUUUUGCACAAAUAUGCAAAUGAAGAUGUGACACUCGGCUCAUGGUUCCUCGGUCUUGAGGUUGAGCAUAUAGAUGAUCGUAAUUUCUGUUGUGGUACUCCUCCAGUUUGUGAAAUGAAGGCUGACGAUGGAGAAGUGUGUGUGGCGUCAUUCGACUGGAAGUGCAGUGGGGUAUGCAAAUCAGUCGAUAGAAUGUGGCUGGUUCAUGCCGUGUGUGGAGAAGGUGACCGAGCUGUGUGGGAUGCAAAUUUAUAACUUUCGUAGAUAAGAAAAAGAGACAAGAGGAGAUAAACAUUUUGUGUUGUAAAGAACCAAAAGGAAUAAAAAUUUGCUUCCUGUAAAAUAAGCUGA
Raphanus sativus (radish) is the source of this 1358-nucleotide messenger RNA. RefSeq names its product probable beta-1,3-galactosyltransferase 5. Gene Ontology annotation, cellular component: Golgi membrane. The coding region runs from base 78 to 1262 and encodes 394 amino acids. NCBI's taxonomy places the organism in Eukaryota, Viridiplantae, Streptophyta, Magnoliopsida, Brassicales, Brassicaceae. Gene Ontology annotation, molecular function: beta-1,3-galactosyltransferase activity. The record is from RefSeq and is a predicted model, not a curated record. The transcript has 11 exons.